AUGAAAACCUUAAGUAUAUUUGAUGAAAAUUUAUCAGAAGAACUUCUUGAUGAGAAUGUUUCGGCUUCAAGAAUUAGCAUAUCUCUAAAAAUUGACAAGAAUAUGAGAAACAAUCCCCUUCAAAACAAGGGUAAGAGGAAGGAUUUACCUGAACCUCCAUCUUGUUCGGUUAGGUGAAUUCCUACAUUUUCAUAUUCUGGGAAAGAAAAUACAUACGAUGCAAUCAAAUCGAAGAAUCAUUCUAGAUGUUUAUCUUCAGCCAAGUUAUUAGAACAGAGAUGUACUACGAAGUCAAAACUACAAUUAGAUAUAAAAGACCUACUUCACAAAGCUAUUGAGAUCAGAAGUACUAUGAAUUCUCCUGCUAGACCUUCAACUUCCCACAAAAACCAGCUUUGGCGAACUGUAACAAUGAAGGAUAUCCCAAGUGCACAAUAACUCUAAAAUCCCUAUCUAAACUUAAACUCCAAACUUAUACUUCUAAAAACUUAGUU
Molecule: messenger RNA, 494 nt
Organism: Moneuplotes crassus
Lineage: Eukaryota; Ciliophora; Spirotrichea; Euplotida; Euplotidae
Source: the annotation of a GenBank genome assembly